This is a messenger RNA of Capsicum annuum, 320 nucleotides long. RefSeq lists its product as uncharacterized. The annotation marks the transcript as partial. Lineage: Eukaryota; Viridiplantae; Streptophyta; Magnoliopsida; Solanales; Solanaceae. The transcript has a single exon. The record is from RefSeq and is a predicted model, not a curated record.
AUGGCUGCUUUCCGAUCGAAGAACAGUGAUAAUUAUGGUUUGACAGUCUGUGAUUACUCUUCGCCCCUGUAUAAAGUGGAAGAGUACCUCCUUGCGUAUUCAGAAUCAAUUAAUGUUGUCCCUUUGGAGUCCGAAUGGCGCAUGCCACAAGAAUUAAUAGACAUCAACAUUAUUCCACCACUCGUGGUCACCAAGCCUGGAAAAAAGAAAAGAAAAUGUGUUAAGGGCAUGGGCGAGACUUUCAAGUCAAAGAGGAAGAAUAAGUGUUCAUUGUGCAAGAGACCCGGGCACAAAAGAACCACUUGUAACAGCAACAAAUC